Molecule: messenger RNA, 6776 nt
Organism: Pecten maximus
Lineage: Eukaryota; Metazoa; Mollusca; Bivalvia; Pectinida; Pectinidae
Product: secretory carrier-associated membrane protein 1-like
Exons: 10
Coding region: 140-1219 (359 amino acids)
Biological process (GO): protein transport
Cellular component (GO): trans-Golgi network membrane; recycling endosome membrane
Source: RefSeq, a predicted model, not a curated record
CGACUGCGCAUGUGUGCGGAAGUAGGUGAUCUGCCAUCUUUCCAACUCACCGACACCUGUAAAUAAAUCCAGGAAAUAUUGUGGGAGUUAGACACACACUUCAUCAAUUCGUCGGUCUUGGGUUGCAGGAUAUUUAGUUAUGUCAGACUUUGACAGCAAUCCUUUCGCCGACCCAAAUGCGGCAAGCCCGUUUGCGGACCCAUCGGUACAGCAGGCAACACAGGGAGGGCCUGGUGGAAGACAAGGAGGACUAGAUGACUAUAAUCCAUUUGCUGAUGGAGGCAAUCAGACCCGGCCAGCUGCAGGGUCAAUGAGUGAAGAACCUUUACUACCGGGACAGAACAGAGGUGGUAUUCCCCCUCCCCAGCCCUCACAGCCCGGUGGUCAGCCAGCCAUCAUGCAGCCCUCAGAGGAGCCUCCACCGUACUCGGCUAGCUCUGCUCAGAGAGUCAACACAGAUGAUCUCCAGAAACGUCAAGAGGAACUGGAAAAGAAGGCAGCGGAACUCCAGAGAAAAGAACAGGAAAUGAGAAACAUGCAGUUUCAAGAGCGACAGAACAACUGGCCACCAUUGCCUACCUGUUGUCCAGUAGGCCCAUGCUUUUAUCAAGACUUCAGUGUUGAUAUUCCACUUGAAUUCCAAAGGACAGUCAAACUUGUCUACUAUUUAUGGAUGUUUUACUGUAUAACUCUGUUCCUGAAUGUGUUAGGAAGUCUUGCCUACUUCAUUGCCGAUGGGGAUGGUGGUGCCACUUUUGGCUUGUCCCUUGUCUGGUUUGUGCUGUUUACCCCUUGUUCCUUCAUCUGUUGGUACAGACCACUGUACAAAGCCUUCAGGAGUGAUAGUUCCUUCAACUUCUUUGUUUUCUUCUUUAUCUUCUUUUUCCAAUUCAUCGUCUGCGUUAUACAGGCAUUAGGAAUAACAAACUUUACAGUAGGCUGGAUUAAUUCUCUUGGUAUCGUUGGCAAACACACAUUCUCGGGAGCAGUGAUGCUAUUCAUUUCAUUUUUCUUUACUAUAUGCGCUGUUAUACAGAUCAUCAUGCUGAUCAAGGUGCAUAGAAUAUACCGAAGUACAGGAGCUAGCUUUACCAAAGCUCAGAUGGAGUUUUCUCAAGGUGUUAUGAAGAAUGAGGCUGUGCAGAAUGCCGCAUCUACUGCAGCGCAAGGAGCAGUUAAGGGAAUGGCUAACCAGUAUGGCACGUCAAACAAGUACUAGACCAUACUACCGCUUUACUGCACCCUCUCCAGUAGUAAACAUGUUAUCUGUGUCGCUGUGACUGUUGCAAUGCAGAAAAUGAGAUAUUACCGUCUGUUGGUGAAGUACCUAGGAAACAGCCAGGUACUGAAUACAUGUUGAAAGAUUUCUGUUCAGGGCUAGUCCUACCAGGACACCCAGGGAUGGUACUCUAAAAUAGCAUUGUUGCGUUUGUUCUAUUCUCAUCUCCUUGGUGUGUGUACAAGAACCUGCCUAUGGGCAUGUCCAUGUGCGGCUAAGUGGUCAAAAUUAUCUUAAUUACCAAUGUUGGAAAUGAAAACUCAAGUGUAUAUUGCAACAAGAUUUUUUUUUUUACUUUUGAAAUUGAUAUCAUAUAUGCAUAUUUUUUCUAGGAUCAUGAUUUUUCAAAGUUUAGUUUCAUCAGUGGACACCUGCGUUACUGGAAAAAAUAAAAAUAUAAAAAAAUAAUUAGAAUAUUUCUACCUUGUCAUUGUUCAAAUUUUACCAUAUUUCUACCUUGUCAUCUUUCAAAUUUUACUUGAUGAAAUAUUCAGCUUUAUAAAAAGAGUAUAGGCUAUUGACAAGUAUACACUGCCCUCCAAAUGAUUUUUCUUUCCAAGGAAUUAAAAAAAUAUAUAUAUUUGAGAUUGUUUACCUUUCAACAAUCUGUACACUGUCGAUAUACUAAGAGCAUCAUUAAAAUUUAAAAUAAAUAAAUGAAAAAUAUUUUUGCAUUAUCAAACUUGAAUUGGGUUUUUAAAACUCAACUUGAACAUACUGACCCCCGGGAUAUUGUAAGAAAAGGGGACUAUUGGUGAAAAUGAAGGAGACCAAUAAAAAAGAAAACAGACAAAAGUAUACUGGCACUUAAAUUGUUGGCCAACAAAAUGACGGGCAUUAAAUAAAGAUUCUCUUGUAUAUGAUGGAUUGCCUACAAACUUAUCAAUGCUAUUUAAGAUCUUUGAUGAGAAAAGGGAUGUAGAGAUGGUUUUAAGUCUUGUUUUCCACAAAUUAAAUUUUACACUAUAUUACGAUGUGUAUAUAUGGGUGAGUGAAAUGAUGUCAGCAGACAAGUCUGUAGUGUGAAAGGGAAGCUUAACUUAUUCAUGUAGUGUGAUAUUAUAGCACUGUAACCCUGUUAAAUGUUAUCAAAACGUUGGAAUUAUAUAGAUUAGAAUCCAAUGUGUAAGAAGUAAGUAAAUAUUGGUUGCCACAUAUAGCACAAAGUCUUUGGUGAAUGUUGUCAGGCUGUGAAAAAAUGAACAUAUCUGACUAUAGUGUUGGUAGUGGGAAAACAGAAAGAAAACAUCAAGGGUAGUUUGUAAAAAUAGAAUUUUAUUACGUGGUUUGGACUUUCAAAGUCCCUGGAUUGAAAUGUACAGCAUCUUUUAAUUUGAGUUUCUGGCCAUGUGGAUUGGAUUUCUAGUUGAUGUUCUGAUUGGUCGAGUGUGCAAAUCUGUUAGUGAAUACAUGUAUUACAUAAUGUCACUCUCUUAGCCAGAUAGAAAUCUGUUCAUAUUCCCAUUUUGGUUUAAUCCUCUUUGAGAUUAAGAGGUCUGUAAAUAAUAUGUAUGUACAUUAUAAUUUGUGAAGCAUGGCUGUGUCAGUGUAUAGUAAAGUGCUAUUAAUGUAUACAGAACAUAAGUAACAAAUUGUGGACAAGAUCAAUUAAAAUCAAACUUUUCUGCUUACAUUUGCUUUAGUGCAGUGCCAGAUUUUUAAAACUGCAAGUGUACAUUUGAUCAAAAGCCAUGAUCAUCAUGAAUUCUAUAAACAGGUCAGUCGGAUAAAAAAAUCCAGCACAACCACUGAAAAUUUAUUGAAAUACCAAUGCUCGAGAAACCAAAGCAAAAAAAUGUAUAAAAUCUUUUGCGUCAAAAUCUCCAUUUUCUAUUUUCUUUUAACCUAAGUUCAAGACCAAUUGUCUUGACAUACUUCAUUUUUGACCAGAUAGAUUUCUUGUAUUCAAUCAGGUAUCAGAUGACACACUGAAUUUUGUUCUGUAAAUGUUAAUUGUUGUUUUUGAUGUUAUUUCUACUGAUACUGUUAUUUUACUGGGCUGUGUUUAUUGAUUGAAACAUUUGCUUUUGUUUAUGAAGUGCACAUAUAAAAAAUCUGAGAAAUUUCAUUACCAAUUUCAUUAUCCAUAAAUAACAAAGUAUACAAAAAUUAAUCCAGGUGUUUUUUGUUAUAUUUAUCGUUAGAUACACUGUCUAUAGGUAAAGUGCUGCUUUUAUUUUAAUAUUUCAUCAUAAUAUCUGGGUGAGAAGGCUAAGAAAGCGUGUUGUAUUGAAUGAUUUUCAGAUAAAAUGUAUUGAAAUAUUUUGUUAUUUUGUGAAUUAUGUAACUGGAAUUGGAAUUUUUGUCAUUAUUCAAGGAGUUAUUAAUUUAGCUUACAAAACUGUACUUGAAUCUGAUAUUUGCUGUUAAAAUAUAUCCAUUUUGAGCUGGUGUUUAAUAAUGCGGUCUAUUGCAUUCAGAUACUUGGAGUUGCUUUUGUAGAAUUUUGGUCAUAGCCAGCUGUCUGAUAUUUUUCGGUAAGCAUAUAGGCUCGCACAAAUUUUGAAGACCUGCAUCAACAGGUUCACCAUGUAUUACCCCCGAAAAAUGUUUCCAUGAAACAGAGGACACCCAAGUAGUUCAGCAUGAACAAAAACGCUACUUGUGAUGGAUAUUACACAACUGAGAUUAUUAAAGAUUUUUAUGCACAUGUUAUGUGUAUGGUUCAUUUUUUUUCUUUUCUGAUUUGUUAUUCGUGUCACAACAAUUUUAUUCAUGAUCGUAUAUAUCUGUUUGGUAUUAAUAUCAACUAAAGACUAAGUGUGCCAAUUGUAGUGUAUGUGGACAUAGUACUUUGUUCAGAAUUUUUGUUUGUACUUAAUAAGUUAAUACUUUGUUCUUAAAUACAAAUAAAACCAAAAUCGUUCUCCUUUUACUAGUAAACAAAUUCUAUAGAUAGGAGUUGAAUAUUGUUUGUUUCUGUCAUGAAAUGAGAGAGUACAUAGUGUCUGCCACUGUCUAUCAUUUAUACUUUGGUUUACAGACUUAACAUUUAGGUCUGAUUCUCAAGCCAACAGUUUUUUUAGAAUGCAGAUUUUUGCAGAAAGGUUCUCUUCGAUUUUGAGUUUGUUCUUUAGAUGAAUUGGGAAAUUAUGUAUUUUAAUUAUUUCAAUUUUGUAGCACAUUUUGAACUUUGGAUAGCCUUCAAAUAAAUAAACUGCUUGAAGGGAAGGAAAAAGUUUUUGAUUUGCAAAAAAUAAGUGUGUACAUGUUUGUUGGAAGUUUCUGUAAGAUUGUUAAGUUACAUUCAUAUCACUAUGAACCAUAGGUCCAUGAGAGGCAAACAUUCCAGUAACAAUUUUGUCAUUACACGUAAUCACUCGGUGCUCGUUGAACUUCUGCAGGUGUACUUACAGCAGUAAAACCACAUUUUAGUCUUGCUGUCAAAACCACUUUCACGUCACAAGGCUUGGAUAAAAUUACAUAGGUUUACCGCUAAAUAAGAGUUAAUAUUAAUGCUGAAAUAGAUUUAUCGAUUCUUUACAGUUAUCACAGAAGUAGUUACAUGUAUACUGCUUGUAUGGGGUUACUGAAAUACAAAAACCACUGAACAGAAGUUUAGUCUAAUAUCAAAACAUGUACAGUGAUUGUGUUUUAACUAAAAUAUCUUUAUAAUUAAAGUCAACACUGAUGAGGUAAAAGUGCUUUGAAUAAAAGACUUAAACUAAAUUAAUGCGAUUUUAUAUGCCUACAAUGCUUCACCGGAAAUAAGAUUGUAUUAAAAUUCUGUUUGAAAUUUUUUUUUUUUAUCCUUUGAAUUAUAUAUGUAAAAUUGGUAGGUGUCGUUCAAAGAACUUGACAUAGUACUUUUUACUAACUACCUGGGUAACACAACUAGGCUGAUGAUGUAUUAUGCAUAUUAUUUGCUGUAAGUUUACUUGUUGAUUGAAUAAAGAUGGUGUAGACGGCAGUGAAAUAUCUGUCAAACGAUGUGAACUCAGAAAAUUUACAUUGUGGGGUUUGCAAUAAAGCUAAACAUGUUUGUAUGUGAUGCUACUCUGUAAUGGUAUGUAUAAGUGCACGCUGGUCAGAAAAGAAUAUUUUGGUAUCGGUGGUGGUUAAAUUCAUAGCUUGUGUAGUAAUUUGUAUUCUGAAAUCAUUGUUGUCAAGAUCAAAUAUGAAAAAAAUAAAUAUUUACAAAACUAUUGGCAUAAGAUACAUGUCUUUGUAAAUUGUGUAACAUUGAAUGCUUUAGAUAUGUAUUCAUACAAGAAUGUUUUUGUAAAAUUAUAUAUGGAACAUUUGUUUAUUCCUUUAUCAUUGUGUGUAAACAUUCAUUAACAGAAUCACAAUUGACUAUUUUGCUGUAAAUUUGAUUGCCAGCAAUGUCUGUCUACAUUAUUGUGAAUUGGUUAUGCUGUGUGACAGGUUUAUAAGGAGCUGUGUGGAUGAUGUGUCGCAUUCUUGAGUAUUUAUAGCUUUAUUGUUAUUCAUGUGUUGUUUGUAAAUAUUUGUAAUUAGCAUCAUUAUUAUGUACUCUUGUUAUCAGGUUUUAAAUUCUGAUCUAGGCCGCACGGUUCAGCUCACAAUAUCCUCCACAUUAUUUCCAUCUAUCAUAGUUCACCAUAAUCUAUGUUUUCCUUUUGAGGUGUAUAUGUAAAUUGUUUACCUCGAGUAUCUCUUGUAACUAUAUUGUACCAUUUAGUCUGAUAGAUAGGAAUGGUUCUUAAAGUUAAGUCAUAAAGGCUUUAUUGAACUUCAUACAGCCAAAUUUCACAAGGUGUUCGGUAGAGGUUUGUGUACACUGACUGAACCAUUGGUAAUCUAGACACCAGUAGAAACUGGACCUUUGAAUAAGGUUAUCUACCUGUCUUAACCAAACCCUGUACAAUCCAGGCACCUUCCACUCGUUUCUGUGAUUUAAAUUUCUUUGAUCAGGAACAAUAAAGCUUUUUGACCUGAGAAGUGUUUACUGAAACAGGAAAUAUGAUGUAUGUUGUUUGAGUAGGUAGAUGUACCUGAAUAGUGACGUUGGCUGUAUUUAUAAGGGAAAAUGAUUAUCUUAUAUAAUUUCAUUUGUAUGUGUGGCACAAGAUCCCUCUGUAUUCCCUCUAGUUAUUAGUGGUGGUUUUAUCACCCUUGAUAAUAAUAGAAUGUCUUGUGAUAGAAAAUUUUUUCAUCAGAUAUAUUUUUCACUUUCUAUUUCAUAUUUCCAUAUCACAUAAAUAUCAAAUCCAGAUACAACUGCAAAAAAAAUAAGUAAAUACCUAAUUAAAACACCAAGGAAAUGAUAAACAGAUUUAUUUGCAGGCUGUAAGUAUCUGUGAGUGAGACGUGUGCUGUUGGUCGGUUAACCUUUCACCCUCCUUUUGUUAUAGUUAUAUGAGUCUAGGCUAGUAAGUACAUGGAGUUUAUGAGAUAUUAGAUGCAACCUCGUACACACGUGAUACGAGACCUGGGUGAGUGAGGUACAUGGAUAUAUAGUAUUCUUAUCAUCGUAUUAACUAUAUGUAUGGUCAAGUUUAUCUGUAAAUAAACAUUACAGUGUGGCAUCGUA